Messenger RNA from Trichomonas vaginalis G3, 591 nucleotides. Its product is annotated as GTPase protein. Gene Ontology annotation, molecular function: GTPase activity; GTP binding. Lineage: Eukaryota; Parabasalia; Trichomonadida; Trichomonadidae. The transcript has a single exon. The coding region runs from base 1 to 591 and encodes 196 amino acids. The record is from RefSeq and is a predicted model, not a curated record.
AUGGAAGGAGGAAGAAAGAACGCAUCAUUUAAACUUAUUGUGCUUGGUGAUAGUGGUGUUGGUAAAACAUCUCUAGUAAUUAAGCAAUGCCAAGAAACUUUUAGUUAUCAGCGCGCUCCUACAAUCGGAACCACACAUAUUAAAACCGUAAUUCAAAUUGACGACUAUGAUGUAGAGCUUAAAAUUUGGGAUACUGCAGGUCAAGAGCAAUUUGCUGCUUUAGUACCGAUGUAUGCAAGAGGAGCUCAAGUUUGCAUCUUUGUAGCCUCUCUUGUUGAUCCUGCAUCCAUUAAACAUAUAGAAAACUGGCACGAAAGACUUAAUACAGCUGGAGAAAAUCCUCCUUUUAUUGUCGCAAUAAAUAAGAUUGAUAUCCCUACAGAUGCUUCAACAACCAUCGACCAAGUUAGAGAGGAAUAUUCUGAAAAGUAUCCGAACAUGUACUUUGUCUCAGCAAGAACAGGAGACUGCGUACACGAACUUUUCGCAGGUGCUGCACAAGAAGCUCUGAAAACUCUUAAAUUAAAAGAAGAAGAUGUUAGUGUUAACAUUGCUGAAAAUCAAAAGCCAGCAAACAAAGGCUGCUGUUAA